GUGCCUGCGCAACAUUAACACUAUUUCCCCGAACGGUCACUCUACGGGAGUCUCGACAAAAUAAACGUAAAUAAAUGAUUGAAAUUAAGGCAAAACUGCUGCGGGCGGACUCGGCCAUCUACGCCACUGGCGAAAGAGUCGAGUGCCUGAUCGAGUUCACCCACAAAGUGUUCUCCGACGAGCAAACCGCGUCCCAGGCCCGCGAUGCCAACGAAGCAAGGAGCCCGGAGAACCUGGCCUGGGCCUCGGCACAGCUGCACUGCUACCGGAAAACCAGCUACUCCACUUCCGCUGGGGACAGAGCCGCGGAGCUCACCGAGAUGAUCGGCAGGACGGCCUUAGAUGCGGUGACCCAGGCGCCGGGCGAAGUGAUUGUGGCCACGAAGCCCAAGAUCCUCUUCUGCGAUCUCCGCCUACAGCCCGGAGAGACCAAGAUGUACUUCUUUAAUGAAUUUGUUCCGCGCGAUGGCCCACCCACAUACAGAGGUCACAACAUCCGGUACUUCUACAAGAUCACCAUUGCUACCCAACGUGUCAAGUCCAAGGUGCAAACGCUGACCGUUCCCAUCCGCGUGUUGCCCAUUCCCAUAAUUUCCCGGCCCGAUGAGCUUCCCGUAACCGUUGAGACCAACGAGGAGCUGGCGCCCACCAAUCCAUUCCUGGAGAAGCGAGAGAUCAGCGAACUGGAGAUAUCCUGGCACCACCUUAAGAACGUAACCGCUCGUCGGGCACCGAAGUUCUAUCGCAUCUCGAACAAGCGUGGCUUCGUGGGCCGCUUUUGUCUGUUUAAGCCUGCCUAUAAGCUCGGCGAGGACAUUGUGGGCAGCCUGGACUUUGAUCCCGGUGUGAACCCCCAAAAGGUGCGCUGCGUCCAGUUCUCGGUUAAGCUGCAGCAGCAGGAACUUUCCAUCCGGCCGCAGCCAGUGCAUAGCCAGCUGCAAUCCCAAUCCCCGACGGGCGAUGAUGUUUCCUCGAUUAACUCUUUUGAUAUGGCUAGCAUAGCCAGCGGAGUGGUCGCCGACAACCUCCACAAGUCGGCCACAUCGGCGAGUUCUCGGGAUAAGGAGGCGCCUGAGCCAAUCGGGAAACUUUCGACCACUUCCACCUCCCACCAAGUGUGCUACGCCACACUCCAGACCCAGGUCGUGGUGCCUAUUCCGCUGCAUGUAACACCCACAUUCCGCACUGACCUCGUCGACGUCCGAUGGCGAUUGCAUUUCGAGUUUGUGACCACCACUUUGAUGGACUUUGGCAUUCCAAAUCCGGAGUUCGGGGAGCUAAAAGCACCGGCCGAAAUGCCUGUGGAGACGAUGGUGUGGAACCUGCCCGUGACCGUCUACGCUGCGAAUCCCCUCCAGAUUUAUGCUCCAAACCAGACAUUUAACCUGCUUAUAAAGUGAUUGAAAGGCAUUUCAGAUUUGGUUGACCCAAAAUUAUUAAAGCUUAACAAGG
Messenger RNA from Drosophila erecta, 1452 nucleotides. Its product is annotated as RAB6A-GEF complex partner protein 2. The record is from RefSeq and is a predicted model, not a curated record. Lineage: Eukaryota; Metazoa; Arthropoda; Insecta; Diptera; Drosophilidae. Gene Ontology annotation, cellular component: Ric1-Rgp1 guanyl-nucleotide exchange factor complex; Golgi membrane. The transcript is spliced from 5 exons. Bases 75 to 1400 code for a protein of 441 amino acids. Gene Ontology annotation, biological process: retrograde transport, endosome to Golgi.